Ustilago hordei is the source of this 1944-nucleotide messenger RNA. RefSeq lists its product as uncharacterized. Gene Ontology annotation, biological process: DNA integration. NCBI's taxonomy places the organism in Eukaryota, Fungi, Basidiomycota, Ustilaginomycetes, Ustilaginales, Ustilaginaceae. Gene Ontology annotation, molecular function: nucleic acid binding. The transcript has a single exon. The record is from RefSeq and is a predicted model, not a curated record. The coding region runs from base 1 to 1944 and encodes 647 amino acids.
AUGUCUUCUGCCGAGAAGAACUAUGAGAUCCAUGAUAAGGAGCUCCUAGCUGUGGUCGCCUGCCUCACUCAGUGGCGACACAUGCUAGCUGGACUACCGAACCAACUGGUCAUCCUCACUGACCAUGAAGCCCUCAAGUACUUCAAGUCACAGAGACGCAUCACAGGUCGACAGGCUCGAUGGGCCAUACUACUAGCAGACUUCGACUUCAUAUUGCAGUAUCGACCAGGCGACAAAGGUGGUGAACCCGAUGCUCUCACCAGAAGGACAGACAUGCAACCAGCUGGUGAAGAGCAGGAUCACAAUGUGAGGCAACUACUGCCUCCUCGAGUGUUCAAGGAGACAGCAGACCAUGACUCGCUCCUAGUGGCCCCCAUGAUCUCGAUGGAGUCCAUAGCAUCAAAAGGUCUCAAAGACCUGGUCAAGAUCUUCCAGCCUUUAGACCAAGAGCUACAGGAGAUACAUAGGAAGAAGCCUUUCGAACUCAAGGAUGACCUAUGGUACAGUGGAGGAAGGUUGGUUAUCCCCAAGGUGAUCAUGCCAGGGAGGACCAACAACCGACACUCAAGGAGUGCCAAAGAGGUAGAUGGACAGUCUCUCUCUGUAGAGCAUCUGCGAUUCAUGGUGAUGACCCAAUGUCAUGAUGGUAUCACUGCUGGACACGUAGGAAGAGAUGCUACCAUCAAGGCAGCUCAACGACAUUACUGGUGGCCAAACAUGACAGCUUGGAUUGCAGACUAUGUAGCAAGUUGUCCUGUAUGUGCUAGGUACAAAGCUCCUCGUCAUCGUCCAUAUGGUUUGCUACAGCCACUAGCAACCCCAGACAGGCCCUGGGGCUCCAUAUCCCUCGACUUCAUUGAAGGACUACCACCAUCAAAGAAGUAUGACUCCAAGACCUAUGACUCUAUACUAGUCAUCGUCGACAGGUUAACCAAGUUUGCCAUACUAGCUCCAACCCAUAAGACAGUCACAGCCAAACAGACUGCAGUAUUGCUAUAUGGACACAUGGUUAGACUCUUCGGAUAUCCAGAUCACAUGGUCUCGGACCGAGGCAGGCAGUUCAUAUCAGGAGCAUGGAAGGCAUUUGCAGAGCAAAUGGGUGUGAAGCACUCACUUAGCACGGCUUACCAUCCUCAAACUGAUGGUCAGACAGAGAGAGUCAAUCAGGUCAUAGAGCAAUAUCUCAGGAUGUACUGCAACUAUGAGCAGAAUGACUGGGCCAACCUGCUGGACACUGCGGCCUUUGUAUACAACAACACGGUCCACAACAGCAUUGGUGUCUCACCAUUCUUUGCAUGCUAUGGAUGGAACCCCAAAGCUCAUCCUGACAUCCCUCAACGACUAGGAGUCAAUGAUCCAGGUCGCUUCGAGUACCUCAUGGAUGGAAAGGAGCGUUGCAAGUACCUCCAGGAGCAGAUCAGAGAGGCACAACGUAGAUCAGUAAACCAGUAUAACAGGAAGCACAAGGACAUCGAGUUUAAGGUGGGUGAUAUGGUCUAUAUCAACCGACGAAACUGGAAGACAAGGAGACCCACACCCAAGUUAGACACCCGGUUUGCAGGACCCUACCCAGUUCAGGAACGGGUAGGACGCCGAGCUUAUCGAAUCACAUUGCCAGCAAACCUUAGGGUGCAUGAUGUGUUCCAUGUCUCCAUGCUCGAGCCAGCAAGAACAAGUUCUCUUCCUCAACGUGCUGAACAGCCCAUCAUUCCAUCACUUCCAGAUGAGGACCUCGACUUCGAAGUCGAAGCACUCAUCGACAAGCGUUCACACAAUGGGACUACGGAGUACAAGGUGUUGUGGAGAGGGUACUCAGAGGAAGCUGCUUCAUGGGAACCAGUAGAGAACCUCAACUGUCCCGACCUCAUCCAGGAGUAUGAGGUGUCGGAGGGGGGACGAGUGAGUAGACAGAGUGGAGAGAGGAGGAGAGAACAGGAGGAGUAG